GGGGCGGGAGGGAGAGGGACUCGAUACAUUUGUGCAGUUUUGUAACGUAAUGAGUGUGUUGCAUUUGAAGGGAAUGAUAAUGCAUGAAGAACGAUGAUUGGCAUCAAAUUGCAUACCAUAGGACCGAGAAGGUUACAUUGUUGCGGGUAUUAAGGAGGAUGGAUAAAGCUAGUAAAGCUUUGCGAAGGAGCAGUGUUUGUAUAAAAUCAAUGGGAAUGGGCCAUCGUGAUCUGAAUAUGGUAAUCUCAGAGCUUAAAGCCGUGCGAUCUACAGCAAAAGCCUUUAUUGUGGCGCAGAAUACAGCUGUUAUGGAAUUGAUGAAAUGGGCAUCUGGUGAUGAAAAUGAAGCAAUAAAAAAUACGUUCAUUUAUAUAGCAGAACUGAAUUCUUUGUGGACUGAAGUGCAGAAGGAAUUUUCAGAAAAUCUGAAGGAGUUUAGCCAUCAGUUUGAAAUGAUUCUGGAAGGUGAGCAGCACAUGGAUCAAGUUAGAAAUCGGUUGAGUGUAUGUGAGAAUAAGGAGCAAAAAAUUAGAAAGGAAAUACAGAAAUCAGCAAGAAAGAGCACAGCAGAAGAACUACAGCAGCUAGAAGCAAAGUUAGUGCAGGCUAAGCAAUCAAAAGAACUUGCACAAUAUGAAGCAAUGGAGUGCAUGAAAGAGAAAGAAGCAGUCAAGCUUAUUAGAAUAAAAGAAGGCAUGCUGAAGCUGUCAGAAUCAUAUUUAGAAUUGGCUCACAAAUGUCAUGUAAUAUUUGAGGCCCAGCGUGAUGUUGCCUCAGAAAUUCCAGAUGUGCAGGACCAAAAUAUUCAUGAAAUCACAUAUACUGGUAAUGAAGCAGCAAGGCAAUCUGUGACAAGAGCAAAGGAACAAGUGCAGCGAUACCAAAGACGUUCUUAUCAUUUACUGCCUCGUGCUCCACCAUUGAUGGAUGAUUGUGGUCCACCUCCUCCAUACUCACCAGUCCUUUCACAGGAAGUGCACAGGCAUUCACAUGGCUCAGACCGUACUAACCUGCAUCAUAGAUCACAUACUGGUGGUUAUCCAGACAGAAGACUGACUGAUCAACGGUAUUCUGUUGGUUCAUUGAGUGGUACAGAUGUGCGAUGGAACCAGAACUAUGAAGAGGAGUUGGCUGGAGCUGUCAGCAGAUUCAGAAUUGGAGAAUGAUCUGUUAAAACUUUUUAAUGUGUUAUCUUGUAAAUGGCUUGUAUUUUAUAACAUAAGCCUCCAUUAAGUGACAGAAGAAGGGAAUUUUCUACUGUGUGUGGAAGACGUAUUUGAAAACUCAAAAUAAAGUUUCAGAAGAGUGGCUUUUGUGAUUAUAGGCUCAGUAUACUGGUAUACUAAAUGUUAUAUGCACAAAUUGCCCACUAUGUGUAUUGCUGAGCACAGGGAGGAUCAGUUUCUUCAUGUUGGCAGUGUGUGAGGUGGUUUAAUGGUUUGCUAAUUCCUUGGAAGCUUUACUAUCUUUGCAUUAAAGUGUGAACAGAAUGAAAUUCUGCAGCACAGAUUGGUGAUAUGACAGGCAUGUGUAAAUGUAGUAUGGCACAACUUCUUUUGCACUAUGACAGUGGUAGUGCUAAUCAUACUGAUUAUUCACUUAUAAAAAUGUAUUUGAAAGCUUAGGUUCUUACAGGAGACAGACUGAAUACAAUACCUUUGUUUACACAUGACAAAUCCAUUUUCUCAAUCAAUAUCUAUCUGUUUUGCCAAAUAUGUGUUACUCCUGUAGAGUAAAGAUAAGACAGAAAUAAUUAUUAAUCAGAUUUUUGAUGUUGGAUAAGGUCCAGUCCAUGUGGCAUUAUAGUAAUAUUGAUUGUAUGCAUAUGUUGCUUGAACAGUGAAUGUAACGUACCACACUUCUAAUUAAAUACCCUGAGAAAAAU
Molecule: messenger RNA, 1885 nt
Organism: Schistocerca piceifrons (Central American locust)
Lineage: Eukaryota; Metazoa; Arthropoda; Insecta; Orthoptera; Acrididae
Exons: 6
Coding region: 84-1166 (360 amino acids)
Source: RefSeq, a predicted model, not a curated record